This is a messenger RNA of Arabidopsis lyrata subsp. lyrata, 1059 nucleotides long. RefSeq names its product WUSCHEL-related homeobox 14. The coding region runs from base 247 to 867 and encodes 206 amino acids. The record is from RefSeq and is a predicted model, not a curated record. NCBI's taxonomy places the organism in Eukaryota, Viridiplantae, Streptophyta, Magnoliopsida, Brassicales, Brassicaceae. The transcript is spliced from 3 exons. Gene Ontology annotation, molecular function: DNA-binding transcription factor activity; DNA binding.
UGACCAAAAAUUUGGAUUAUUUACAGAAAAAUAAUCUAAUUUAAUCAUUUACAAUUGUAUCUCUAGCUACCCUGUAAUAAACUGGUAACAGACAAGAUUAAAUCGGACCAAUUGAUCAUUAGUCAAGACAUCUUUUCCAAAAAGUGUUUAAUUUAACGGUAACAAGUAAACAAAAGAUCCUUUAUUCACUAAACAAAAGAAUAUAUAUCAUUCACUUUCUCAUUGUCUUGUUCAUAUAGUAAAAAAAUGGAAAAGGAGAAAAGCAAAUUGAUAGAAGAGAUGGAGAGGGAGACGCAAAACGGUGCGUAUAAUGGGAGAGUGAUGACGGAGGAGCAGAUGGAGAUCCUCCGUAAGCAGAUCGCCGUUUACGCCGUUAUUUGUGACCAGCUCGUCCUCCUCCACAACUCUCUCUCUUCUUUCAAUCCCCUCUCAUCAGGAGUGAGGCCAGUGGUUGGCGGAUACUUUGAUCCGAUGGGGACAUCGUCAAGUUCUCAUAGGAUAUCGACUAGGCAUCGGUGGACUCCGACUUCAACACAGCUUCAGAUACUUGAGAGCAUUUACGAGGAAGGAAGCGGAACACCGAAUCGACGGAGGAUUAGAGAGAUUGCAACGGAGCUGUCUGAACAUGGACAGAUCACGGAAACAAAUGUCUACAAUUGGUUUCAGAACCGGCGAGCUAGGUCCAAACGAAAGCAGCCUCAAACAACGACGGCUAAUGGUCAGGCUGACGAUGUGACCGUGACAGCGGAGGAAAGGAGGAGUUGUGGAGAUUCAGGAGGAUUAGAGUCUUAUGAGCAUAUACUUUUCCCAAGUCCUGAUUUAGGGAUUGAGCACUUGUUGAGUAUAGGGAAAUUUAUGGAGAGUUAAAUUCGUAUAGACUGACAUAAAGGGACGAUGAAGAAGAUCUCUAAUCUCUUCUUUUUUCUUUUCUCUGUUUUCAUAAAACAGAAUUGUGUGUGUGACAUUAACAACAAGUCUUUUAUUGUACUUUUGUGUUCCUCAAAUUGAUAUGCCCACACCUUCUUUAGCAUCAGAAAGAAAAGUGAGGCCAUAUAAAAC